Messenger RNA from Filobasidium floriforme, 1981 nucleotides. RefSeq names its product glycosyl hydrolase family 61-domain-containing protein. Bases 415 to 1638 code for a protein of 407 amino acids. The transcript has 7 exons. Lineage: Eukaryota; Fungi; Basidiomycota; Tremellomycetes; Filobasidiales; Filobasidiaceae. The record is from RefSeq and is a predicted model, not a curated record.
GCUGUUUGUUCUCAUCAUCAAACACGAUUCUCAUCAGAAAACCCCUCGCUCCUCCCCCCUUCUUCUCCUUGAUGCCUUGAUACAUAUACCUCACUCCAUCAUCAUCAAACAACAACAACCCUCGACUCUUCGUCUCUUGAUCCGACUUCUCUCUUUGACAUAUUCACGCUCCUUUCUCUCUCUCUGACUUAACGACCCACGACCUACCUCGACUCUCACUCUCUUUGCCAUCUUCGUCUGGUUACGAAGAUUCAAGUCGAACGAGAACUCUUACACGUAGUCACCCACACGCUCUCUUUCAACCCGGGAAACCUCCUUUACGCACAAAUCGCUCUACCUCACCUUCAACGACCUCUUCCUCGAACCUUUCCAUCACCACCUCACCUGAAUCAACUCGACAAACACACAUUCACGAUGCUCGGUCAGGCUACUACCCUCUCCCUCGUCCUUUCCGUCUUGGCUGCCGCACCUGCCUUGAUCAACGCUCACGGUCAGGUAGACUGGAUCGGUUGUAACGGCCAGCAGUACGACGCUUGGGACCUCGAUGAUCAUUACAAGGCCGCUUACAAGAAGCAGGACCCGCAGUACGGUGAACAGCCUGCUCAAAAGUUUAGCCGCAAGACCGACCGUCUUGAUCUCGGACCCACGGACAUCUUUGGCAAAUCGUUCGCUACCGGAGGAUACCAGGAUCCUUUGGAUUACGAUGAUAUCUCUCCCGUCGGGGUCAUUCCGGCCAAGGCUGGAGAUGAGAUCACGAUUCAAUGGGAUCACCAUUGGCCUCAGGGACAUCCUGGUCCCAUUGGAGAAUGGAUGGCCAAAUGUCCCGGCGACUCGUGCUCCAAGGUAGACGCCACGACGCUCGACUGGUUCUGUAUCGCCCAACACAACUUUGACAAGGACGCCAACGAUUGGCCGACGGAGAUCAUGACCCGAAACGGACGACAGUGGAAGUUCUUCCUGCCCAACGAUUUGCCCGGUGGCGCCUACAUUGUCCGACACGAGCUCACCGCUCUGCAUAACAACACCGGACCUGUCGAAGGUACCUCGGCCAGCCCUCAACACUACCCCAUCGCCUUUGAGAUCAUGCUCGAGUCUUCCGGUUCCAACUUGCCCACCCAAACGGGCAAGUUCCCGGGCAUGUACAGCUACGACGACUACGAGUGGCACCACGACAUCUACCACGAUGGAUACAACAAGAAGUUGGUCGAGUGGGAGUUCCCCGGUGUCGCCGUCUACCCCGGUGGUUACACUACUGGUGUCGUCAACGGAAGAUCGGUCAACAGUGGCGCUUCGGUCGGGUCCCCCGCCCCGGCUGGCGCCAACCCUCAGCCCGCCGCCGAACAGGCUCCCAGCUCCAGUGCCGCCCCGGCUGAACAGGCUCCUAGCUCGACCGCCGCUGCUCCAGCUGAAUCUUCCGCUGCGGUCGAGCCGGGCUACCAGAACGGAGUUGCUCUCCCUACCGAAUCUGCUCCUACGGAAUCUGCUCCUGCCGAAUCUGCACCCGCUUCGACUUCUGCUGCCGCUGCCCAGAAGACCUGCCGAGUCAGGACUACCCAGGCGCAGCAAAAGAGGAAGAGGGCCGUCCAGCAGGCUCGUCAUCAACGAAGGUCGAGGUCCGGGUUGGGAAAGAAGCACUAAGCGAGAGCUUUUCCCUGUCGGUCGGUCGAUGAGGUCUCCCGGAAAGAGCAAGUGUGAAUGAAGAAGAAGAGUUUAUCAGUCUGGACAGUCUCGAUCCGGUUCGUUGUACUUUGCCGCUCGGACGGGUUCCGAUGCAUGAACGUACGACGAUCGGGUCGUGCACCUUUGUCCAGGCUUGAGGACCCAUCUUUUCCUCCCGUACUCGGACUAGGAAGCAACGCCUUAGUUGACUUGUCUGUGAUAUGUACCGGGCUUGCUUGAUGUGCUAGCAGUCACUCCCUGUUCUUCAAUUUAACGACCUUGUUACGAAUCGAUCUGUAGAUAGUCUGAUAUGAAAUCCGCG